This is a messenger RNA of Spodoptera exigua (beet armyworm), 709 nucleotides long. NCBI's taxonomy places the organism in Eukaryota, Metazoa, Arthropoda, Insecta, Lepidoptera, Noctuidae. The record is from the annotation of a GenBank genome assembly.
CAUCGAAUCAGUCGAGAACAAUAUUCCGAUAUACUCACCUAAAAUGGCAAAAAAAUUGCAUUACUUCAAUUUCAUCGCUCUGGCUGAGCCAAUAAGGUAUAUUCUUCAUUACACCAAACAAGAGUUUGAGGAUGUCAGACAUGACCAUAGAUUUUGGCCAAACCCAGAAUUUAAAGAAAAAUUACCCUACGGACAGUUUCCUCUGUAUGAAGAAGGUGAUCGUAUACUGACGCAGUCUCUAGCCAUCGCUAAGUACGUAGCUAGGGGCACAGAUCUCAUCCCAUCUGAUCCUUGGACGCAAGCUGUUUUGGAUGCAGCCGUAUAUACCAUCUACGAUUAUUGGUCAAAGGUCGUAACUUUCAUCAAAGAAACAGAUCCAGAAAAAAAGAAAAAACUGAAGCGUGUUAUAAUGGAUGAAACUAUAGACUUCUUCUUCUCAAGACUUGAUAAAGAUCUUAAGGAAAACGGUGGCUACUUUAGUGGAAAGCUGUCCUGGGUGGAGUUUGUUUUAUGCGGCUUAGUUGAGGCAAGCAACUACUUCUUGGACACCGAAUUGGAGAAGAAGUACCCCAGAGUCGAAGCUAUAAUUAAACAUAUAAAGAGUCUACCCGGUGUCAAGGAGUACGUUGAGGCAAGAGGCCCUAAUGUUUUUAAGCAAUGAUUUACAAGUCUUGAAUGUGUAAAUGAAACAAGAGAUAGCAAUCAUGAA